AUGAUGACCUCGAAUCUCCUGUCGAAAUUCUUACCAACGAACAACGGACAGUCAAUAUACGAGGAACUUAGAGCACACGACGAGCCGUCCGAGUUAGAUAUUGAAGAUCAAGCUGGCUUGGCGCUGGACGAGGAGAAUUUGCGAUAUGCAGAUGAUCAUUUCGAUAAUGCGGAGGUCUUUAAUGGCGAGGAUAGUCGAAUCACCACUACAAGUACGACAUUCUUGAACCGUGAUCGAGCCCAGUCGCAGGGUCGACAAGAUGGGCGGCAUGGCAACGAUGGGCCGGCGUCGGUGUUUCUAUCACAAUCCCCCAGACUAUUGGAAGAUGAUGAGGAGGACGACGUACCUGAAUCACUCUUGAUUGAAGGAAACGAUAUGGUAGGUCCUAGUACUACGAGCAAGCCGACGACACAUCGAAGUUCGAAACAAAAACGUUCAUCUGCAAUUCCAGGACCACCGAGCAGAGAAAAUAGAGCUCACUGGGAGACUGCUCAAGCCCAGCAGCAACUUCAUCAAGAAAAUAGAGCUCCGUCCAUUGGCGAGACGCCGAGAAGAACGAAUGCGAGGCUUUUUAUAGGCAGUGCAAAAGACAAGGCGAUGUGGAGAUGGAAUAAUGUUGUUGACAUUGAUGGUUUUAUGCACGAAGUUUACGACUAUUAUAAGGGACGGGGGAUCGCGUGUAUAUUGCUUGAAAGAAGUCUGUCAUUUGCCAAGCAGGUGUUUUUGGCGGUGUUCUUGGUAUUCCUCACGCAGUGUGUUGACUAUCGUUUAAUACCGAGCAAAAAGAGACUGUCUGAGGUGAUAAUACCGAAGUGUACAACGAAGAUCUCGGGAUUUACCAGUUUUGGCAUCUGGUUAUUUUGCUUUUACGUGCUCCUUCAACUAUACAGCCUCGUUUUUGUCAUACUUCCUCGAUUAUUCCGCACUCGCGAUUUCUUUACCCAUCUUCUCGAGAUCCCAGAGAUUGAGAUGCAGACGGUGACCUGGCAGACCGUUGUCGCGAAAAUAAUGGCGAUGAGAGAUGCAAAUCCAAGCCUGGUGGAGAAGAUUUCAUCUGAAAACCGCAAAUUCAUUGGAAAGAAUUCGAAAGAACGACUGGACGCUCAUGACAUUGCAAACAGGCUCAUGCGGAGAGAGAACUACCUGAUUGCUAUGUUCAACAAGGAGAUCCUAGAUCUAACCUUGCCAUUACCAUUUUUGGGAGGCCGACAGUUAUUUUCACGACAUCUGUUGUUGAUGCUUGACUUUACCAUCAUGGAUUUUGUCUUUUUCCAGUCUAAUCAAGUGUCUCAAUUAUUCUUGAAGGACUCUAAGCGACGGGAAUUGAGUGAUGGAUUGAAGCGCAGGUUCAAAAUCUGUGCCUUGCUCAACGCUUUUGCCAUACCUGUAGUGGUACCUUAUUAUAUGGUCCUCUUCUUCUUUCGCUACUUCAAUGAAUACAAAAAGAAUCCGUCGACGAUUGGCCAAAGAUCUUAUACUCCGCUAGCAGAGUGGAAAUUCCGAGAAUUCAAUGAAUUGGAGCACAUGUUUCACGAGCGUCUGAACAUGUCUUAUUUCUUCGCAACCCGCUAUUUGGAGCAGUUUCCAAAAGUCAAGACCGGCCAUUUCGCGACAUUCGUCAUGUUUGUGACUGGAUCAAUCAUUGCCGUAUUAUCGAUUGCUGCUCUUUUAGACCCAGAGAUGUUUUUCAGCUUUGAGAUUGCUGGUGACACUAGUGUCGCUUUGUGGAUUACAGGACUUGGUGCUAUAUGGGCAGUUAUGAGCGGUUCCGUUCCAGAGCCAAACGGGGUAUUUGAUCCUGAGCAGGAGAUGCGAUCCGUCAUCCAAUACACGCACUACGGGCCACCUCAUUGGGAGGGCCGCCUCGAAACAAACGAUGUGAUGCGUGAGUUCUCAUCACUUUAUCAAAUGAAGCUCUUGCAAUUUUUUCAAGAGAUAUUCUGCAUUAUUGCUACUCCUUUUGUGCUCGGUGUCAGCCUUCCGAGAUGCGCCGACCAAAUUAUCGAUUUCUUCCGAGAGUUUACGGUCCACGUCGACGGAGUCGGUUACGUGUGCUCCUUUGCGGUGUUCGACUUCAAACGUGGCGACGGUAGGAACGGUGGCCAGGCACCGGUGGCCGAUGCCAGAGAUGACUACUAUUCUACAAAGCAUGGCAAGAUGACCGCAUCGUAUUAUGGCUUUGUUGAUAAGUAUGUUAACCAAGCAAAACCUAACUCGAACCAACAUGCGGCGCCCGGUAUGCGGUAUGAAUUCAAUCACCCGCCUACAUUCCCCGGACUGCAAUCUCCAUCUCUCGCUGCAGAUUUGCAGUCGUCGAGGAUGGGGCGUAGUGAACGACGUCCCAUACGAGCACCAAAUGCUUUAGCCCAAGCCGCGCGAACUCCUCGAUUCGGAGCUGUACCGACACAUGGGUCGCCCAUGACAUCUAUGCUUCUUGAUCCCAUUCAUCAAUCUAGUUACGGGGCACGGAGUGUCCAUCGUGGUGCGAAAUCACGGCAUCACCUUCGGAAUAACAUAGCUGAAGAAGCUAUAGAAGAUGAAGAUAGUGGACGACCUGGACGACUCUCGAAGCGGAGUUCUUCCAUGCGAGAUCCAUUCGAGAGUACGGCUGGACUCGGGGAGUCGAGAUGGGAAACAUCACCCACUCGAGGCACGGACAUUGAUGAGGAGGACGAAGCUGAUCAUGCAGGUGCUGGCGUAGGCGUUUUGGGUCUGCUUUACGAAUACCAGAAGGCGCAAACGGAUAGAGCUGGUGUCAAUAUCUGA
Messenger RNA from Glarea lozoyensis ATCC 20868, 2766 nucleotides. RefSeq names its product Autophagy-related protein 9. Gene Ontology annotation, cellular component: phagophore assembly site; autophagosome. NCBI's taxonomy places the organism in Eukaryota, Fungi, Ascomycota, Leotiomycetes, Helotiales, Helotiaceae. The record is from RefSeq and is a predicted model, not a curated record. Gene Ontology annotation, biological process: autophagy of mitochondrion; protein localization to phagophore assembly site. The transcript has 3 exons. Bases 1 to 2766 code for a protein of 921 amino acids.